Molecule: messenger RNA, 1354 nt
Organism: Lobosporangium transversale
Lineage: Eukaryota; Fungi; Mortierellomycota; Mortierellomycetes; Mortierellales; Mortierellaceae
Product: Glyoxalase/Bleomycin resistance protein/Dihydroxybiphenyl dioxygenase
Exons: 2
Coding region: 86-1207 (373 amino acids)
Biological process (GO): L-tyrosine catabolic process
Molecular function (GO): 4-hydroxyphenylpyruvate dioxygenase activity; lactoylglutathione lyase activity; metal ion binding
Source: RefSeq, a predicted model, not a curated record
UCUUCAUCCACAGUUCUCUAUUCUCUCCCCAACACACACAAAAGCUUUCUCCUCAACCAAUUAACACACAUCUACACAAAUAAUCAUGGCUGCCAAGGUUGGAAACUACGAAGGUUUUGAUCACGUUGUCUUUUGGGUAGGAAACGCCAAGCAGGCUGCCUCAUUCUAUACCACCCGCUUUGGUUUCAAGGAGAUUGCUUACCGUGGUCUGGAGACCGGUCACCGUGAUGUCUGUUCGCACGUUGUCAAGCAGGACGACAUUGUUUUCGUCUUCCAGUCCCCUUUGAACCCCAAUAACAAGGUCUUCUCUGAUCAUCUCGCUCUCCACGGUGAUGGUGUUAAGGAUGUUGCCUUCACAGUCGAUGAUGUCCACGCCAUCUACAACCGCGCUAUUGAGAAGGGCGCUAAAUCGAUUCGUGCUCCUUUCGAGGAAAAGGAUGAGCACGGCUCUGUUUGGAUGGCCACCAUUGCCACCUAUGGCGACACAGAGCACACUUUUGUUCAGCGCAACGGUUACAAUGGCAUUUUCUUGCCUGGAUACGUUAAGCCUCGCACCCACGACCCUCUUGAAGAUAUCCUCCCCGUCAUUGGUCUCAACUACAUUGACCACUGCGUUGGUAAUCAGCCCGACGGUGAGAUGCUCAAGGCUUGUGAGAUGUACGAGCAACAGUUGGGUUUCCACCGCUUCUGGUCCGUUGAUGACUCACAGAUCCACACCGAGUACUCGGCCCUUCGCUCCAUUGUCAUGGCUGAUGCCACCGAGAAGGUCAAAAUGCCCAUCAACGAGCCUGCUGCGGGUAAGAAGAAAUCCCAGAUCACAGAGUACUGCGAGUAUUACGGCGGUGCUGGUGUCCAGCACAUUGCCCUCAACACAAACAAUGUCAUUCAGGCUGUCUCCAACCUCCGUGCUCGCGGUAUGGAGUUCUUGUCCGUCCCUUCUUCGUACUAUGAGAACUUGCGUCUCCGUCUUCAGGGAUCUUCUACCAAGAUUGCCGAGGACUUGGAUACCAUCCAGAAGCUUGAUAUCUUAGUCGACUAUGACGAGUCUGGUUACCUUCUUCAAAUUUUCACCAAACCUGUCCAGGACCGCCCUACUGUCUUUAUCGAAAUUAUUCAACGUCGCGGCCACGAGGGCUUUGGUGCUGGAAACUUCAAGGCUCUUUUCGAGGCCAUUGAGCGUGAACAGGAACUCCGUGGCAACUGCUAAGUCAGGAAUGGCAAGGACAAGUCGAUCUCUAUCAUACGCAUUCAUAAUUCCCCUUCUUGUUGCAUAUAUUCUACAUCCAACCUUUUUCAUGUCUCUCGCAGGCAAUACUCUUUUGUACAAUAAAAAUAAAAGUUUAUAAAGAAAUGC